GGGACUAGAAUCCAGUGAGCCAGUGCCGCAAGGCGGAGGAUUAGCCUAGUGAGCUGCAGUGCCGGCUCAGAAAUGUAGUUUUAAAGCUAAGUUUUACAGGCUUCAGUUAAACAUGUUUCACUGGGAGAUAAUAUAUCUAUGCAGUAUGUGAAUCACAUACUGCAUUGCUAGAAGAGUGGGUCUGCCAGAUAAAAUGCAAGACACACUAAUACUGUGUGGAACAUCAUCAAGCCAAAAAUAACAUUGCUUAGCAGAAAUUCAAAUUUAACUAUGGGCUUCAUCUUUCUAAAUCUGACCAUUUUGUUCAAACGACAUAUAAAAGCUUUUCAAAUUAACUAAUGAAUUGAUGACAAACUGAUACUUAUACUGUAUCAUGAUUAGUCCCCUUUUAACCUAGGGUGUGAGGAUAUUUUGAUAUUUGCACUUCCAUCAACCAGUUAUCUAUCAGUCCAAUUAGUUAUACUUACUAUUGUGAAGUCUAUACAUGUAUAGGCUUCACAAAAUACUUUUUAAAUACAGUUCUAUCUGUAUUACCACAGUAACAUUUUAGGGAAGAGAAAAACUUCCCUUGUCAGCUGUGGCCAUUAGUAAUUUCAAACUAUAGUUUCUAGUUGAAAGAUAGGCUCAAUGCUUCUAUAACAAUAAUCACUUCCUUAUCUUUUCUCAAGUGGCCACAACUCAAGUACCAUGAUUCCAAAGGGUAGGAUUCCUUGUGUGAUGAGACUAGAUUGAUCACACUAUUUGACAAAGUAAUUUCAUUUCUAGAAGUUUAUGCUAAGGAAACAAAAGGAAUAGACCACAAAGACAUCUACACAGGGUGUUAUUUACAGUGUUUCUUGUAAUAGCAAUCAAUCAACAAAUAAAUAGAAAAACAGAGGACAACAUUCACAAUGCCAUCAGAAAAUGAUUAGCUAAGUCAGUGAUGGCACAUCCAACCAGAUUUGUCUCCUAACUAGAUCUUACCAUUUAUUCUUAUGCAGCUACUAUCCAGUCUCAACAAGAUAAAUGAACUUUCUAAAACAGCAGAGACUAACAAGAGACCUUAGGGCUUAAAAAAUAGUAUAGAAUUAUAUAAUAUGUGGAAACAUUCUUAUUAUCAGUAUUAAAAACCCCACAGAGAAAUGAGUCAGAAAUGUGAAGAAAAUGUAAAACACCAAAGCCAAUAAAUAGCCAUUAUACUCUCCCUCAUCCUAAGCAGGUGGCUGCAGCCUCCAGGUGGGAUUCUCCCAGGAAGACCCGAGGGGAGGCAGGAGGGUCCCAGCAGGUGGCAGGAUCCCACUGGUGAAAGGGUGCAGCCUAGAGCAGGCCCUUGGCCCCUGUACCCAGGCCUCACCUCUACCAUCUGGAACAUCCUGGAGUUCCCAUCCCUGCUGUAAAGAUGCUGAUUUGUUGCAUCUUCUGGGUCCUGUGUGCUGAUGGCUAUGUGAGCUGUCCAAUCUGACGCAGUGACAUCACUGCCACAUAAUCACACUGGAUUGUGACACCACAGAGUUCCAAAUUCCUGGAGGAGAGAAGUCCAAGGAGGAGCCUCUGCCACUUGGAGACUCAGGAUCUAGUGCGGUGUCCACUGUUCUCUGACCUUUUCCACCCAACACAGCCCAUCUCAUAUGCCUGGGAAUGGUGAUGAUAGCAUUUGAAGAGCUGGCUGUGUACUUUACCUGGGAGGAAUGGCAGAACAUGAACCAAGCUCAGAAAAUCCUGUACAGGGAUGUGAUGCUGGAGACCUACAGCAGCCUGUCCUCCAUGGUUGCCAUGAAAAGGGAUGACCUGAUUAGGAAAAACCAGAAAAGUCAGGACAAAAAUCUGAAUCAGGAUGUUACAAAAAAUAAUAAGACAUCAACUCCCAACAUCCUUGAAUUAAGAAAAACACUUCAUUUGAGUUUAAACCAUAUUCCAAAACUGAGUAUCAAAAAGAGAAUCUAUUCAGGAAUGAAACCUGAAGAAUACAAUAUAUGUUACAAUGUGCAUCCCCACUGUGGGCCUGAUCAACUACAAACUGAAGAAAAAUUUGAUGCUACUAAGUUACCUGGGAACGCUCUCCAGUUCUGUGAGGCUCUUAAUCAACAGCACAAAAUGCAGACUGUGCAACAGGCUUUUGAACCAACUGGACAAGGGAAUGUCUUCAAAAGGAAAAUAUAUAUUUUGUAAAUCUGAGAGGCAUUUUAUGGUAGAAAGUAUUACAUCAACUCCACUAUUGGCAAGACAACUCAAAUAGAACAAGAUUUCCAUAAAAAUUCUAACCUCAGUAUGCAUCAACAAAGUCCCAGAAAAGAGAAAGUUUAUGAAUAUACUAGUUCUUUGGAACCUGUCAUUGACCAAUCACAUCUUAAAAUUAAUCAUAGACCGCUUAUAGGGAAGAAACCCUAUGCAUGUAAGCCUUGGGGAAAAUCAUUCAGUUAUAAAUCCUGCCAUACCAUCCAUCAUGGUACUGAUGUUGUGGAAAACCCUCAUGUGUUUAAUGAACAUGGAGAAGCCACUUACCAGAAGUUACAUUUGAUUAAACAUCAGAGAAUUCACACAGGGGAGAAACCUUAUGAAUGCAAUGAAUGUGGAAAAACCUUUGGUUAUAAAACAAACCUCAUAAGUCAUCAGAGAAUUCACACAGGGAAUAAACCUUAUGAAUGCAAUGAGUGUGGAAAAGCCUUUGGCCAGAAGUCAAACCUUAUAAGUCAUCAGAGAAUUCACACAGGGGAGAAACCUUAUGAAUGUAAUGAGUGUGGAAAAUCCUUUAGGUGGAAGUCAGAUCUCAUCCUACAUCAGAGAAUUCACACAGGGAAUAAACCUUAUGAAUGCAAUGACUGCAGGAAAACCUUUGUCAAGAAGGCACACCUCAUAAACCAUCAGAGAAUUCACAUAGGGGAGAAACCCUAUGAAUGUAAUGACUGUGGAAAAGCCUUUGGCCAGAAGUCAAACCUCAUAAGUCAUCAGAGAAUUCACACAAGGGACAAACCUUCUGAAUUCAAUGACCAUGGUAAAGCCUUUGGCCAAAAGUCAAGCCUUGUAAAUCAUUAGAGAA
Oryctolagus cuniculus (rabbit) is the source of this 3016-nucleotide messenger RNA. The record is from RefSeq and is a predicted model, not a curated record. NCBI's taxonomy places the organism in Eukaryota, Metazoa, Chordata, Mammalia, Lagomorpha, Leporidae.